Molecule: messenger RNA, 600 nt
Organism: Corticium candelabrum
Lineage: Eukaryota; Metazoa; Porifera; Homoscleromorpha; Homosclerophorida; Plakinidae
Exons: 2
Coding region: 1-432 (143 amino acids)
Source: RefSeq, a predicted model, not a curated record
AUGAGACGAAGCGACUAUCACAUACUGAAAGGAAAAACGACCAACGAGUGUAGGGGGAAAAACUGUUGUUGCGCGCAUGCGCUAACUUCGAUGACGAAGGAAUCGAAAAAAGAAUCUGCGUUUGGAUGGAAACUAGCUUAUGUUAUCGGUCUGUCAAGCAUCGCGUUUUUGGGAGGAGUCCGUGUUGGUGUUGCUGGAGCUAUUAGAUCUCGCAGUCAAGACGUAGAAGAAGAAAUUCAUUCGCAGUCCGCGCAUGCUCGCUCGACAGAGAGUCCGACCAGAGUUGCUCGACGCGCAUUGGCCUGGGCGACAUUGAUCAACGUGGGAUGUAUGAUAAUAGUCGUACAAGGAAUGAAAAUGACUCUAGGUUGUAAAAAUCUUACUGAGCUUCGAUUGAAACUGGAAGAACUCGCAAGGCACAAAGAAACAUAAUUAAUUAACAGUGGUGUGCUUACUCUUCAGGAAAUAUUGUGUCCAGCAAGUUGAGUUGAUAGCAAUAAAUAGCAUAUCUGUAAGCCGCUUAGCGUUCUCAUUUUCUAUCAUUUUUGGAGUAAAUCGUCGUGGCAACCGGUUUUUGUAUAGCAGUGAUGUUGUUGAGUG